Messenger RNA from Phytophthora megakarya, 1263 nucleotides. The record is from the annotation of a GenBank genome assembly. Lineage: Eukaryota; Oomycota; Peronosporomycetes; Peronosporales; Peronosporaceae.
AUGAAGCCUUCUGCGGAUGAGUUUUGUUUCAUGGUUCAGCUUGCGGAUCAACCUGAGCAAAGUGAAAAAGCGUCACUGCAGCUUAACCAGGACUGGGACAAAUUGAAAGGUUCUCCAGUUGAGUCUGUGGUGUCCAAAUACAAGGACACAGUGUUUCGAAUGGAACUACCAAAUCGUCCACCUCACCGGACAGUUGACAUUGAAGUAGUGGUAGAACUUGUCGAUAACGUUCCAGUGACCAGGAUACAGUAUCACCUCAGUGACGAGAUGAAACGAACUAUCCGCGAGUGGACACGUGAAAUGCCGGACGCUGGAAUCAUUCGACCGUCGAAGUCUCCGUACUCUUCUCCUAUAUUCUGCGUCAAAAAGGCAGUUUGUUGGCGGAUUGUUCAUGAUUUCCGGGCAAUUAACAGCAAAAUUCGCAUUCCUGUACGACUUCGCCAAUCAGAUAUUCCCUAUAAUGCGUUCUCGACGCCUGACGGACAGUUUGAAUACUUAGUCACGUCGAUGGGAUUAUCAUGCAGCCUAGCAGCUUUCAAUCGAAUGAUUCAGCGAGUUUUCUGCGACCAGAAAGCUUUCUGUCAGGCUUAUUUCGACGACCUUUUUGUUUUCACGAAAUCGAAGGAUAUUGCAGACCAUCUCGAAACUUUGGAUGCUGUGCUUCAACGGUGCCAGGAGCAGAAAAUCUACAUUAAACUUGCGGAGUGCACAUUUUGCUCGCACGAGGUACCGUGCCAGGGAGACUACUUGGGUGCGACAGUAUCCGCAUGGAUACCGAUAAGGUUCGCAUUAUACACGACUGGUCGACGCCAAAGACGAAACGCGAGCUCCAAUCGUUUCUGGUUUUGCGAGAGCUACGCAGAAACAUCGGCACCACUCAUCGAGGCCAGAAAGGGUAAAACCGCGCUAGAGCGAAUCAACCUUACGCUGGAGCAAGGCAAGUGCUUUGCCAAAUUGAAGGCUCAUCUGACAUCUCCACCAGUGCUGGCCCAUCCAGACUCGAGAAGAUACUUCUACGUGCAAAUGGGUGCUUCUGACUACGCCGUAGGUGGCUAUCUAUACCAGCUUGACAGUGGAGCCAAGGAGAAGGUGAUCGCAUACAGUGGAAAAAAACUCAGCAGCGCUGAGUUAAUGUACCCGACGCGAGAGAAGGAGUGUUGGAGUUGUUGGCCGCAUUACACGCGAUGCAAGUCUGGAGAGUGUACCUUAUCGACAAACCGUUCUUCGUUAACACUGAUCAUCGGCCGUUGCAGUCGAUUUUAG